Molecule: messenger RNA, 336 nt
Organism: Prunus armeniaca (apricot)
Lineage: Eukaryota; Viridiplantae; Streptophyta; Magnoliopsida; Rosales; Rosaceae
Source: the annotation of a GenBank genome assembly
AUGCCUGGCGUUGACCCGAACAUUAUCUGUUACCGACUCCACGUCAACCCUGCCUGUAAGCCAGUGGCGCAGAAGAGACGCAAAUUCGUACCCGAGGGAGUCACUAUCAUCGAAGCUGAGAUUGACAAACUCCUAGCUGCCGGCUGCAUCGAAAAGGUCUCAUACUCAGAGUGGCUUGCCAACAUUGUUCUGGUGGCAAAACAAGAGAAGGGCAAGUGGAGAGUCUGCGUCAGCUUCAUUCAUUGCCGAGAAUCGACCAACUCGUGGAUUCCACUUCUGGCAAUCAGCUACUCAGCUUCAUGGACACGUACUCCAGCUACAAUCAAAUUCGGAUGA